Cynocephalus volans (Philippine flying lemur) is the source of this 1980-nucleotide messenger RNA. RefSeq names its product casein kinase 1 gamma 1 (gene CSNK1G1). Gene Ontology annotation, biological process: endocytosis; positive regulation of canonical Wnt signaling pathway; peptidyl-serine phosphorylation. The transcript is spliced from 13 exons. The record is from RefSeq and is a predicted model, not a curated record. Bases 284 to 1663 code for a protein of 459 amino acids. Gene Ontology annotation, molecular function: ATP binding; protein serine/threonine kinase activity. Gene Ontology annotation, cellular component: plasma membrane; cytoplasm; nucleus. NCBI's taxonomy places the organism in Eukaryota, Metazoa, Chordata, Mammalia, Dermoptera, Cynocephalidae.
AGCACUCGGCGCCUCCGGGAGGGGACCGCGCCCGCCCCAUUUGAGCCUCGGAGCCCGGCCGGACCAGGUUAAAAAAUGUCCUUCUAUGCUUGACACCUACAGACCACAUGUUCUACAGGAACUAAUCAAUGGUUUUUCCUGGAGAGACAUCAGAAACAUAAGAUAUGGUGCCAAAAGAACUCCUUACCUUUCUCUGACUAUGGUUUAUUUGGACAUACUUUUCUAUUGAAGAGAAGUAUACAAACCGAGGCUACUCGUACAGAGACUCUGUUCGUGUAAGAUCAUGGACCAUCCUAGUAGGGAAAAGGAUGAAAGACAACGGACAACUAAAGCCAUGGCACAAAGGAGUGCACACUGCUCCCGACCAUCUGGAUCCUCAACAUCCUCUGGGGUUCUUAUGGUGGGACCCAACUUCAGGGUUGGCAAGAAGAUAGGGUGUGGGAACUUUGGAGAACUCAGAUUAGGUAAAAAUCUCUACACCAAUGAAUAUGUAGCAAUCAAACUGGAACCAAUAAAAUCACGUGCUCCACAGCUUCAUUUAGAGUACAGAUUUUAUAAACAGCUUGGCAAUGCAGGUGAAGGUCUCCCACAGGUGUAUUACUUUGGACCAUGUGGGAAAUACAAUGCUAUGGUGCUGGAACUCCUUGGCCCUAGUUUGGAGGACUUGUUUGAUCUCUGUGACCGAACAUUUACUUUGAAGACGGUAUUAAUGAUAGCCAUCCAGUUGCUUUCUCGAAUGGAGUAUGUGCACUCAAAGAAUCUCAUUUACCGAGAUGUCAAGCCAGAGAACUUCCUGAUUGGCCGACAAGGCAAUAAGAAAGAGCAUGUUAUACACAUUAUAGACUUUGGACUGGCCAAGGAAUACAUUGACCCCGAAACCAAAAAACACAUACCUUAUAGGGAGCACAAAAGUUUAACUGGAACUGCAAGAUAUAUGUCCAUCAACACACAUCUUGGCAAAGAGCAAAGCCGGCGAGAUGAUUUGGAAGCUCUAGGCCAUAUGUUCAUGUAUUUCCUUCGAGGCAGCUUACCCUGGCAAGGACUCAAGGCUGAUACGUUAAAAGAGAGAUAUCAAAAAAUUGGUGAUACCAAAAGGAAUACUCCCAUUGAAGCUCUCUGUGAGAACUUUCCAGAGGAGAUGGCAACCUACCUUCGAUAUGUCAGGCGAUUAGACUUCUUUGAAAAACCUGACUAUGAGUAUUUACGGACCCUCUUUACAGACCUCUUUGAAAGGAAGGGCUACACCUUUGACUACGCCUACGAUUGGGUUGGAAGGCCUAUUCCUACUCCAGUAGGGUCAGUUCAUGUAGAUUCUGGUACAUCUGCAAUAACUCGAGAAAGCCACACACACCGGGAUCGGCCAUCACAACAGCAGCCUCUUCGAAAUCAGACUGCAUCGUCAGAACGCCGAGGAGAGUGGGAAAUCCAGCCCAGCCGGCAGACCAAUACCUCAUACCUGACGUCUCACUUGGCUGCAGACCGCCAUGGGGGAUCAGUGCAGGUGGUUAGCUCAACCAAUGGAGAGCUGAAUGUCGAUGACCCCACUGGAAACCACUCCAAUGCACCAAUCACAGCUCAUGCCGAGGUGGAGGUAGUGGAGGAAGCUAAGUGCUGCUGUUUCUUUAAGAGGAAAAGGAAGAAGACUGUUCAGCGCCACAAGUGACCAGUGCCUCCCAGGAGUCCUCGGGCCCUGGGGACUGUGACUCGAUUGCACCUGAAGCUCCUACCAUUUCUCAUUGGAAGGGACUCCUCUGUGGGAGAGGGUGGAGAUUCAAACCAAAAAGAAAACAGAUGCCCCCAGAAGGAGCCAGUGUGGGCAGCCAGGGCCCAGUGGGCCAGUGGCCAUCCCCACCUGCCUAAGGCUCUGAGCAGGUCCCAGAGCUACUGCUCCUCCACUGCUUGCCCUUGGGGCUACCUGGUUGACUCUCCUUCCCAUUGUUUACAGUGAAGUUGUUAUUCACAAAAACUCAAGGACUACUA